UUAACCGCAUUUUGAACACAUAUGAAGCUUGUUCGGUUCAAAUGAUUAAUAAGGAUAAAUCAUCUAUUUUGUUUAGUAAGAACACAAAGGUAUGGCAAAAACAGGAAAUGAAGGACAUCUUGUAGAUUGAUGUGGAGGGUCUAUCAUCAAAAUAUCUAGGCCUUCCAACAUAUGUAGGUCAAGCAAGAGCGAAGACUUUUGAAUAUGUGAAGGAAAGAAUUUGGAAAAAGAUCCAAGGCUGGAAGGAGAAGUUACUCUCAAAAGCAGGGAAAGAAACCUUGAUAAAAGCCAUAGCGCAAGCAAUUCCAGUCUAUACUAUGGCCUGUUUUGACAUCACUAAGGGACUAUGUGAAGAACUGAACACCAUGAUCAACAUGUACCGGUGGAGUCAAGUUGAUAAAGAAAACAAAGUGCAUUGGAUAAGCUGGGAGAAAUUAACAAGAGGGAAUAAAAGUGGGGGCCUGAGAUUUAGGGAACUCUAUGCUUUCAACCUAGCCAUGUUAGCAAGGCAAGCAUGGAGGCUGAUUCAAAACCCUUCCUCUUUAUGUGCACAAGUUCUCUCAGCAAGAUACUACCCAAAUGGGUCAAUUCUGGAAGCAAUCCCAACUCGCGGCAUCUCAUAUACAUGGCGUAGUAUUCUUAAGGGAGUUGAGCUUCCGAAAAAAGGAAUCAUUUGGAGAAUCGGUACCGGUGAGCACAUUAAUAUAUGGGAAGAUCCAUGGAUCCCAAGGAACAAUGCAAGAAAGGUAAUCAGCCACAAAGGAAAUUAUUUAAUCACUAGGGUGAGUGAGUUGAUUAAUCCUAUGACAAAUAGUUGGGAUGAGGAUUUGGUCAAGCAGACCUUUGUUCCAGAAGAUGUAAGAAUCAUACUUCAAAUCCCAAUUCAAGAACACAUCGACGACUUUAUAGCAUGGCACUUCAACAAGAAAGGUACCUUUUCUGUUAAAUCUGCCUAUAGAGUAGCAAUACAAAGUGCAGCUCGGGAGUCCAGGACAAGACUAACUUCCUCCUCAAGUGCAGAUGAGGGACAAGGUGAAUUUGAUUGGCAAAAACUAUGGUCGCUUCCCCUCCCGAAUAAAGUGCUUCACUUCUUAUGGCGAUUAUCUACGAACAGCCUUCCAGUACGGGCGAAGUUACAAAUGAGAGGGACACCAAUUCCGGCGGCUGGGGAUUCGUCAUUAGAGAUGAGCAAGGUAGGGCGAUGGCUGCAGGGGCAGUCAAUUUGGUACAUAUCUCAGAUGCUCUGCAUGCUGAAGCUUUGGCCUUGUUGUAUGCCAUAAAAAUGGCUGCUCAUAUGGGCUGCGACAAGGUGUUGUUUGAAACUGAUUCCACGCAGCUGAGGAGGGCAGUAAAUUCUAGUGAGUAUGAGCUGGCGAACAUAGGAGCUAUUAUUAGGAGUAUCACGUUUCAACUGAGUGUGCAGUUUUCCUCUACUAGGGUUGUGUCUUGCCCUCGGGCUUGUAACAGAGUGGCAUAUGUUUUAGCUGCGUAUGGAGUUAACUUGGGAGCUGAAAUGUGUGAAACCUG
Messenger RNA from Triticum aestivum (bread wheat), 1527 nucleotides. RefSeq lists its product as uncharacterized. NCBI's taxonomy places the organism in Eukaryota, Viridiplantae, Streptophyta, Magnoliopsida, Poales, Poaceae. The coding region runs from base 318 to 1280 and encodes 320 amino acids. The record is from RefSeq and is a predicted model, not a curated record. The transcript has 2 exons.